Messenger RNA from Schizophyllum commune H4-8, 2652 nucleotides. RefSeq names its product acyltransferase ChoActase/COT/CPT. Bases 310 to 2652 code for a protein of 780 amino acids. The transcript is spliced from 11 exons. NCBI's taxonomy places the organism in Eukaryota, Fungi, Basidiomycota, Agaricomycetes, Agaricales, Schizophyllaceae. Gene Ontology annotation, cellular component: mitochondrion. Gene Ontology annotation, biological process: carnitine metabolic process. The record is from RefSeq and is a predicted model, not a curated record. Gene Ontology annotation, molecular function: carnitine O-acetyltransferase activity.
AAGGACGGCUCCCCUCUCCCCGCUCUCCUGCGCAGUUAUCGCCGCGCUAACGCCCAGCCGACAUCGGCUGCUCUACUGACCAACUGCAGACGGUGGCGUACGCUCGGCAGGCAUCCACUGGGCGGCUGCCCGCGCCGGCACUCCACGCGCGGCACGUUCCGCCGCGUCGGUGAAUGGUCACGAUUUGAUUGGGUUAUCAGCACGAUUUCGUCAUCACGGGGCCCCGCACUUUCCCCGCACCCGCCGCUUCGACGCUUAAGAAGCACUGUAGCCUCUUGUCCGCGGCCGUCACUGUCGCUGCUCAUCACGAUGGCGCCCUCCCCAGUCGCAGUCUCGACGUUGCCGCCGCCAGCACCGAGAUCGCCCACCGGCAUCGCCAAGAGCCCGCCCAAGGGCCCUCCACCGAAGGCACCAUAUCCGGCGGAAUCGAGGACGUUCGCAGCGCAGAGCAAGCUGCCAAAGCUACCAAUUCCACCUCUUGAGGAGACUUGCCAACGAUACCUGCGCGCACUCGAACCGCUGCAAGACGAGGAAGAGCAUGAAGCGACGAAGGCUGCGGUAGCCGAGUUUCUGAAGCAGGGGGGCGACGGCGAGAAGCUGCAGCAGAAGCUCCUCGAGUGGGACAAGACGCAUGACUCGUAUAUCGAGGACUUUUGGUACGAGAGCUACCUCAGCCACUCCGAGUCAGUGGUCUUGUCCCUGAACCCAUUCUUCGUAUUUGAGAACGACCCCAACCCCACGCGAGGCGCUCAACUCCCCCGCGCCGCCUCCCUCAUCAUCGCCUCCCUCGGCUUCAUCCACGACCUCCGCGAAGGCAUUCUCGAGCCCGAUACCAUCCGCGGCAAGAUACCCCUCGAUAUGGACCAGUAUACCCGACUGUUCGGCACCGCGCGCAUCCCUACCGAGCGCGGCUGCAAGAUGCAAGUCAACUCUGAAUCGCGACACAUCGUUGUCGUACGGCGAGGCCAGUUCUACUGGUUCCCCGUGCUCGACAUGGAUAACAAGCCACUCCUGACCGAGCGCGAAGUGAUCCGCAACCUACAAGCCAUCGUCAACGACGCCGAUGAGACGAAGCCGGCGGAGGCAGCACAUCAGGCUAUCGGCGUGCUCACGACGGAGAAUAGGAAGACGUGGUCUAAGCUGCGAACAGUUCUGAAGACUACGACGACCAAUAACAGGAGUUCGUUGCAGUUGGUCGACGGCGCGUUGUUCAUCGUCUGCUUGGAUGAUUGGGCGGAAGAGGAAGAGUUCGCGAAGCUUUACCCGUCGCACAGCUGCUCGCCCCAGGAGAAGAACCGGAAGGAUGGUUCGAGCCUGGAGUCGAGGAAGCUAGCUGAAAUCUGCGCGAACUUCCUGUGCGGGACGUACGAACUUGAUGGCGGGGUGCAGGUCGGUACCUGCUUAAAUCGGUGGUACGACAAGCUUCAAAUCAUCGUCACCGGUAGCGGCUCCGCAGGCAUCAACUUUGAGCACAGUGGCGUCGACGGGCAUACUGUGCUUCGCUUCGCGGCCGAUAUCUACACGCAGGGCCUCAUGCUGCUGGCAAAGAGCAUCAACCCGAGCGCGCCGACGCUGUUUAAGGCGGAGCUGAGCCCUUUGGCCAAGGGCGCGAAGGGGAGGAGGAUGUCUGCUACUUCACCAUCGCGGAACCAGCACGUCGAUCUUGACACGACGCCAAAGAAGCUAUUGUGGGAUUUGACGCCCGAGCUGAGGGUCGGGAUUCGGUUUGCGGAGACGAGGUUAAGCGACUUGAUUUGUCAGAACGAUUGUCAGGCUCUCGAGUUCUCCGGCUAUGGCAAGAACUUCAUCACCUCGCACGGCUUCUCGCCGGACGCGUUCGUUCAGAUGGCGUUCCAGGCGGCGUACUUCGGGCUCUACGGCCGGAUCGAGUGCACGUAUGAGCCAGCAAUGACGAAGGCGUUCUUGCAUGGGCGUACGGAGGCGAUACGGACAGUGCAGAAGGAGAGCGUGGAGUUCACGAAGACCUACUUCUCCGAAGCCACCGCCUCCCAGAAGGUCGCCGCGCUUCGCAAGGCCUGCGAGCGGCACACCAAGAUCACUAAGGACUGCUCCCAAGGCCUUGGUCAAGACCGCCACCUCUACGCCCUCUACUGCCUCCUCCGCCGCGACCCCGAAGCCGCCUCCACUAUGCCGCGCAUCUUCACCGACCCCGGCUGGGGCCUCCUCAACGCCUCCGUCCUCUCCACCUCCAAUUGCGGGAAUCCCGCGCUGCGCCUGUUCGGCUUCGGCCCCGUCGUCGCGGACGGCUACGGCAUCGGGUACAUCAUCAAGGAGGACGGGCUGAGCGUGUGCGCGUCGUCGAAGCAUCUGCAGACGAGGCGGUUCCUGCAGACGCUGGAGAACUACCUGCGCGACAUGCAGAAGCUGCUCGUGCAUCUGCAUCGGAGCGCGAACGAGCGGCCGGCGCCGUUUGUGGACCAUAUGGGCGUGCUGCGGGAUAGUAAGACGGGGAGGCCGAUCAAUGGGUGGGGCGAGGUGAAGGAGAGCGAUGAGGAGGAUGACGAAAUGUUGAUUCCUGGGUAUUCGUUCUUCGACUCGGGGGAUGUGGCGUUGCUGGGGCAGAGGAAGAGGACGCCUUGGGCGGAUGUUGGUGAGUAUCGUGUUUGUCUCAUCUGUGGGGCUGCGUGUUAA